AGUGAAGAACGGUCGUGUUUUCCGUUAAUAAAUUGAAAGAAAAAACCUAAGACCGCUCGGGCGUUCGCAUGUGGUGACAGCGGUUCGCGAACGCGUUAGUUAUUAAUUAUUAAGUGAAAUAAGUGACUUAACAUAGUGUGUAAGAGUGCAAGUUCUGAGCGAAGUGUAUUACAACGGAAAGCAUUACCCCUACCUUGACAAGAACUUUUCUCCGUAUUCCACGAUGUCGACGGGAGCCGAACGGAAACUCCGCGGUUUGAAGAACCGCAGACGCAGUAUUCUGUCCUCGUUUGCCUGCAUCACAGAAUUUGCCGACAAUUAUCAAGAGGAGAGUGAUGCAAUGGAACUGCCUGUUCGUUUGGAUAACCUCUCUGCACUAUGGACCGAGUUCAAUUCAGUGCAGGCCGAGUUGGAUACUUUGGAAGACACGGAUGAAGCCAUGGCUGCGUAUCUGAGCACCGAGUUCGAAAAACGUUAUUACCGCACAAAAGGUAUACUAAUGCAAUUUAACAACGUAUCAUCUCGUCAACAACACAUGCAAAACCCACAACGUGAAUUCCCGAGCCAAAUGAGCUGCAUAAAACUGCCGGAUGUUAAAUUACCCGUAUUCAAUGGACAGUUCGAAAGUUGGCUAAAUUUCCAUGAUUUAUUUGAUUCGCUCGUCCACUCUUCAACGAAUCUAUCAACCAUCCAGAAAUUUUACUAUCUACGGUCUUCUCUGGCUGGUGAAGCGUUAAAGGUGAUUCAAACAAUACCUAUAACAAGUGAUCAGUGUGCUGUUGCAUGGAAGAUGCUCGUUGACCACUUUUCAAACCCUCGGCGUCUGAAGCGUAUAUACGUUCAAUCAUUGUUUGAAUUUUCCACUAUACGAAGAGAAAAUGCAUCGGAGUUACAUUCACUUGUAGAAAAAUUUGAAACCAACGUAAGAGUGUUGAAGCAGCUAGGUGAACACACCGAAUAUUGGGAUGUACUUCUGAUUCAUCUGCUAAGUACGCGGCUAGAUCCUGUCAGCAGAAGAGACUGGGAAGAAUAUGCGGAAACGCUUGAAAAUGUCACUUUCGAUGAAAUCGUUCAAUUCUUACAACGUCGAGUCAAUGUAUUGCAGUCAGUCGUUAUUAAACCUGCUGAAGUACAACAAUUUAACGUGAAAAAGAACUGCAUUCAACGGUCGGGAAACAUCGGAACAUUCCAGAAUGCAGCACGUGAAUGUACAGCUUGUUCGGGUCAACACUCUCUUUAUCAAUGUAGCGCAUUUUCCAAAAUGUCCGCAGAAGAGAAGGAGCAAUUUAUUCGACGUAACCAACUUUGCCGUAAUUGCAUGCGUCGUGGUCAUGUUCUGAAAGAGUGUCCAUCAGAAAGCAACUGCCGCAAGUGUGGAGGACGACAUCACACUCUGUUGUGUUCCGCUCAAAGAUCAGUUAAUUCAAAACAAACAGCUUCAAUUCAGCAAUCGCCAGUUAUUAAUCAACCCAGUUACUCGAAGGGUAACGAAUAUACCGUAUCAUCAACGCCGGUAGUACAUACAGGAAUCACGAAUUUUACAAGAAAUGAUAGAACUAGUCAUAGGGUGUUAUUAGCCACAGCAAUCGUCCUGUUAGUCGACAACAACGGUGUAGAGCAUCCUGUUAGAGCCCUGCUUGACUCUGGCAGUGAGUGCUGCUUCGUUACAGAACGUGUGAGUCAGCGGAUGUACAUACAUCGCAAAAAGGUGAAUCUUCCAAUCGCAGGAAUAGGACAAUCCUCAACGCAAGUACGGUUCAUGUUCCGGUCGAUGCUCAAAUCCCGACAUAGCAACUAUACUGCUGAGAUUGAUUUUUACGUUCUUCCGCGGGUUACUGUAGACUUGCCUUACAUCUCAGUAGACAUAUCAACAUGGAAGUCUCCAACCGGAAUUCAACUAGCCGACCCUUCGUUUUAUGAAUCGAGUAACAUUGAUGUAGUUAUAGGAGCAGAGAUAUUUUUCGAUAUUUUCAAACCAUCGGGACGACUAUCAUUGGGCAACUCAUUGCCAUGGCUGAUAAAUUCAACGUUUGGAUGGAUAGUCUCCGGCAACACACAUCAAAAACAUACGAAUACAUCAUUUACCUGUGCCACUACAGCCGAUUUGCAUCGUGAUAUGGAACGAUUUUGGGCCAUCGAGGAAGAUUCGAUGAAAGCUUUUUCACCUCAAGAAACAGCAUGCGAAAGUUAUUUCACAGAAACAACAUCUCGGGAACCAGAUGGUCGAUACACGGUUCGCCUUCCGUUCAAAAAGGAAAUUGUUCACAACCUAGCGGAUAACAAACAGACAGCACUACGCCGCUUUCGUCACAUGGAAAACCGUCUCAAUCGGAACUCGAGUCUUGCCAUGGAAUACCGAGAUUUCAUGGAAGAGUAUUUAAGACUUGGUCAUAUGCAAGCAAUCAGUGAAAGCCAAAUCACUACACAGUCAUCACACUUUCUACCGCAUCAUCCAGUCAUUCGAGAAGAUCACACAACGACGAAGGUUCGUGUCGUGUUUGACGCAUCAUGUAAGAGCUCAACUGGAUUAUCUUUGAAUGAUGCUCUUGAAGUUGGACCGAUAAUUCAGGACGAUCUACGUUCUAUAGUUAUGAGAUCUCGAUUACACCCAGUUUUGUUGAUUGCAGACAUAACAAAAAUGUUUCGUCAAAUUAAUCUGCAUCCAGAUGAUACUCAAUAUCAACGUAUAUUUUGGCGAUCUUCAUCAUCUGAACCACUUCAAAUAUUCGAAUUGAAGACCGUCACAUAUGGCACUGCAUCGGCACCAUAUCUUGCCACUCGUGUUCUCAAACAAUUAGCGAUAGACGAAGAACAAAAUUAUCCAUUAGCAGCGAGAGCCACGUUUAAUGAUUUUUAUAUGGACGAUUUUGUUUCCGGUGCAAACACCAUUCACGAGGCAAUCGAACUUCAAGACCAGAUGGAUUGCAUGUUCAGAUCAGCGGGCAUGCAACUUCGUAAAUGGGCGUGUAACUCUCCAGAAGUUUAAGAAAUGUACCUGAUAACAAUCGAGCAAUGGAAUCAACCGUCGAGCUUGAUAAAGAUAAGUCGAUUAAAACUUUGGGCUUACAUUGGGAACCCAUAACUGACCGGUUGAAAUACGUAAUACAACUAGUAGCCAUCGAUAGUACACAGCCAAUAACAAAACGUACAACGCUCUCUUGCAUCGCGCGGAUAUUUGAUCCGCUAGGAUUGGUGGGUCCGGUAGUAGUAACCGCGAAAAUAUUUAUGCAAAUUUUAUGGAGUCUCAAAGAAGAAAACGGGAAGACGUAUGAUUGGGAUUGUGAGUUACCUGCAGAAAUUAGAAACCGAUGGAACACCUCCUACAUACAAUUGUAUCGACUAAAUGAAUUGCGCAUCGAACGUCAAGUUCUGCUUCCAAA
Molecule: messenger RNA, 3380 nt
Organism: Toxorhynchites rutilus septentrionalis
Lineage: Eukaryota; Metazoa; Arthropoda; Insecta; Diptera; Culicidae
Exons: 2
Coding region: 224-2986 (920 amino acids)
Biological process (GO): DNA integration
Molecular function (GO): zinc ion binding; nucleic acid binding
Source: RefSeq, a predicted model, not a curated record